GUCAAUUGUCAAUGUUAUUCUAAAAAUAUUGUGAUGAGAAAAGUUUCCAAACAAAUGUUAUACCUAGUAUAAUUUAUAGUUGGUUGCUGAGAAUCAUUUUCUAAGAUGUCUACAAGUGUAGAUGCUGAUCACAAAUUUAAUACAUUUUAUACAGAAGUGAAAGAAAUAGAAAAAAGAGAUUCUGUUUUGACACCUAAACAACAAAUUGAACGACUGCUUCGACCUGGAUCCACUUAUAGAAAUUUGAACCCUUUCGAUGUUCUACAAGUUGAACCAGAAACUCCCCUUGACGAAAUAAAGAAAAAAUAUAGACGUCUAUCUAUUUUAGUGCAUCCUGACAAAAAUCAAGAUGAUCCUGAUAGAGCCCAACAAGCCUUUGAAGCUGUUAACAAAGCAUGGAAAACAUUAGAAAAUGAAGACACGAGGAAAAAGUGCAUGGACAUAAUCGAAGAAGCAGUUGGCAGAACAGAUUUAAUGCUUGCAGAGAAGAAAAAGAAAGCAAAAAAGGAAGGAAAAGAUUCUAUACCAGAAGAUGAUCCUGCUCAAUACAAACAUGCAGUUUAUGUUUUGACUAUGAAACUAUUUGCAGAUAUGGAACGUAAGAGGCGUGAAUUAGCCGAAAGAGAUCAAGAAGAAAGGAAAAGAAAAAGAGAAGCAGAAAUCGAAGAAGAAGAGUCAGCCAAAGCGCAAAAAGAAUGGCAGAAAAAUUUCGAGGAAUCGAGACAAAAUAGAGUCAAUAGUUGGCAAAAUUUUCAAGCUAGUAAAAAAUCUAAAGACAAAUCGAGUAAAAAAAUUAAAACCUUCAAACCACCGAAAAAUAAACCAGAAUCCAGAUAAGGAAUGGGAAAUGAACUUUUGUAAUAAGUGUGUAGUAAAUAAUUAUAUGAUUCUGUUAUUUGAAAUAAAAGAUUUUUUUGC
Diorhabda carinulata is the source of this 918-nucleotide messenger RNA. Its product is annotated as dnaJ homolog subfamily C member 8. Gene Ontology annotation, cellular component: nucleus. NCBI's taxonomy places the organism in Eukaryota, Metazoa, Arthropoda, Insecta, Coleoptera, Chrysomelidae. The record is from RefSeq and is a predicted model, not a curated record. The transcript has 4 exons. Bases 106 to 837 code for a protein of 243 amino acids.